This is a messenger RNA of Penicillium atrosanguineum, 1116 nucleotides long. Its product is annotated as 3-deoxy-7-phosphoheptulonate synthase. Gene Ontology annotation, molecular function: 3-deoxy-7-phosphoheptulonate synthase activity. The transcript is spliced from 3 exons. NCBI's taxonomy places the organism in Eukaryota, Fungi, Ascomycota, Eurotiomycetes, Eurotiales, Aspergillaceae. Gene Ontology annotation, biological process: aromatic amino acid biosynthetic process. Gene Ontology annotation, cellular component: cytoplasm. The record is from RefSeq and is a predicted model, not a curated record. The coding region runs from base 1 to 1116 and encodes 371 amino acids.
AUGCCUCUCGUCAAGACCACCGAAGUCAACGAGGACACUCGUGUCCUCGGCUACGACCCUUUGCUGUCGCCCAUGUUCCUCCAGACCGAGAUCCCCGCGCCUGACCGCGCCAUUGAGGUCGUUCGCCAGGGUCGCAAUGAGGCUGUCGAGAUUAUCGAGCAGCGCGAUGACCGUCUGCUGGUCAUGGUCGGCCCUUGCUCCAUCCACGACCCCGACACUGCCCUUGAGUACGCUCGCCGCCUGAAGGAGAUCUCCACCAAGCUCUCCAAGGACCUCUGCAUCAUCAUGCGCGCCUACCUCGAGAAGCCCCGUACCACCGUUGGCUGGAAGGGUCUGAUCAACGACCCCGACAUUGAUGAGUCCUACAACAUCAACAAGGGCCUCCGCGUCUCUCGCAAACUCUACGUCGACCUGACCACCACCGGCCUCCCCAUCGCCAGUGAGAUGCUCGACACCAUCUCCCCCCAGUACCUGGCCGAUCUCAUCUCCCUCGGCGCCAUCGGUGCCCGCACCACCGAGUCCCAGCUCCACCGCGAGCUGGCCUCCGGUCUCUCCUUCCCCAUCGGCUACAAGAACGGCACCGACGGUAACCUUACCGUCGCCGUCGACGCCAUCGGCGCUGCCUCCCACCCCCACCGUUUCCUCGGUGUCACCAAGCAGGGUCUGGCGGCCAUUACCAAGACCUCUGGCAACGAGCACGGCUUCGUCAUCCUGCGCGGAGGCAACAAGGGCACCAACUACGACCGCGAAAGCGUCCGCACUGCCCGCGAGGCUCUGCGCUCUAAGAAGCUGCGCGAGGUCGUUAUGGUUGACUGCUCCCAUGGCAACUCCAAGAAGAACCACCUUAACCAGCCCGUCGUCGCGAAGGAGGUCUCUGACCAGCUGCGCGAGGGUGAGACCGGUAUCAUCGGUGUCAUGAUCGAGUCCAACAUCUACGAGGGUAACCAGAAGGUUCCCCCGGAGGGACCUUCUCACCUCCUCCGUGGUGUCAGUAUCACCGAUGCCUGCAUCAACUGGGAGAUGACCGUUGACACUUUGAACGAUCUUGCCGACGGUGUUCGUGCCCGUCGCGCCAUUCUGAAAUCCAAGGCCAAUGGUGCCAACGGCUCCCAAUAA